AGAGAAAACUGAAAUCACACAACUCUUCUUCUUCCCCUUUCUCUUAGAAAAAAUAUCCGAGAGAAAAGGCGACUGGAAAAUCAGCUUGAAGAGGAGGCUGUGGAGGUUUGUGCCAUGAGUGACUUAGAGAAGUACAAAAGCAUGGAGGAGAGUUUAUUAUUGCCGCCAUUGAAGACUUCAACUGCAACAACAACAACAACAACAUCAACAUCAACAACUUGUGAUGUUUUCUUUACAGAAGUUAAAACUGUAGGUUGCUUAGCGGCUCCUAUGGUGGUGGUGGUUCUUUCUCAGUUCAUGCUGCAGGUUAUUUCGGUCAUGAUGGUUGGUCAUCUCAGCGAACUCGCUCUCUCUAGCACCGCUAUCGCCAUCUCCCUCUCCGCCGUCACAGGCUUCAGUCUUCUUAUGGGAAUGGCGAGUGGAAUGGAAACUCUAUGUGGACAAGCUUUUGGAGCAAAGCAAUAUGGAAGAAUUGGAACUCAAACUUACGCUGCAAUAUUGUCUCUAUUUCUAGUCUGUCUCCCUCUUUCUUUGCUAUGGAUUUUCAUGGGAAAGCUUCUGGUUUUAAUCGGCCAAGACCCCAGGAUUUCUCAUGAAGCUGGAAAAUUCAUACACUGGCUUGUUCCUGCUCUCUUUGCCCAGGCAACGCUUCAGCCGCUCGUCCGAUACUUUCAGACGCAGAGCUUGACAUUUCCAAUGUUCUUAAGCUCUUUCGCCAGUCUUUGUUUCCACAUUCCUCUUUGUUGGGGACUGGUGUUCAGGUCUGGACUUGGAAACCUGGGGGGAGCAUUGGCCAUCGGUAUUUCGUAUUGGUUGAAUGUGAUUUUCCUGGUAAUUUACAUGAUGUUUUCUUCGGCUUGUGAGAAAACUCGGGCUCCGAUUUCCAUGGAUGUUUUCAGAGGAAUUGGACAGUUCUUCCGGUUUGCAAUUCCUUCUGCAGUCAUGAUCUGCCUGCAAUGGUGGGCAUUUGAACUCCUUAUUUUGAUGUCAGGACUUCUGCCAAAUCCAAAGCUUGAAACUUCUGUCCUAUCUGUCUGCCUCCACACAAUUGCAACAUUCUACUCGAUUCCCUAUGGACUUGGUGCUGCAGGAAGUACUAGAGUUUCAAAUGAAUUGGGAGCUGGGAACCCACAAAAGGCUCGAGUAGCUGCAUAUGCAGUGCUUUUUCUAACAGUGACAGAGACAAUUUUAGUGAGUGCAAGUCUGUUUGCAAGUCGCCAUGUUUUCGGAUAUGUUUUCAGCAAUGAGAAAGAAGUUGUAGAUUAUGUCACCACCAUGGCUCCUCUGGUUUGCAUAUCUGUCAUCAUUGACUCCUUACAGGGAGUCCUUUCAGGUGUUGCAAGAGGAUGUGGGUGGCAGCAUAUAGGGGCAUUUGUAAAUCUUGGAGCCUUAUAUUUGUGUGGAAUUCCAAUAGCUGCAACAUUGGGUUUCUGGUUGAACCUGAGAGGAGUGGGACUAUGGAUUGGAGUACAAGCUGGUUCUUUUACUCAAGCACUUCUACUUUUUAUCAUAACAAGUUACACAAAUUGGGAAAAACAGGCAAGUAAAGCAAGAGAGAGAACACUUGAGGGAAGAUCUUUAGCAGAAAAUGGAGAUGGGGCAAUGUGAGUGAGCACUAUCCUAUGAAUAUAUGGGUCUAAAUAAGUAAUAAGACGAAAAACAAAUUUUAGUUUCUGAAUUUAAUUCCCUGCUUUUUUUCUAAAGUUGGAUUCGAUCCAAACUACUAAAGCUUAGAUUGAUCAAGCUGAGUUCGAACUGAUUUAAACAUUCGAGAUUAAGUUAACUUGGAUCAAAUUCAAAGUUAAUUUUUUUUCGAA
Mangifera indica (mango) is the source of this 1817-nucleotide messenger RNA. Its product is annotated as protein DETOXIFICATION 12-like. Gene Ontology annotation, biological process: xenobiotic detoxification by transmembrane export across the plasma membrane. Gene Ontology annotation, molecular function: antiporter activity; xenobiotic transmembrane transporter activity. The transcript has 7 exons. The record is from RefSeq and is a predicted model, not a curated record. NCBI's taxonomy places the organism in Eukaryota, Viridiplantae, Streptophyta, Magnoliopsida, Sapindales, Anacardiaceae. Gene Ontology annotation, cellular component: membrane. The coding region runs from base 115 to 1608 and encodes 497 amino acids.